Messenger RNA from Phascolarctos cinereus (koala), 945 nucleotides. Its product is annotated as olfactory receptor 5D18-like. Lineage: Eukaryota; Metazoa; Chordata; Mammalia; Diprotodontia; Phascolarctidae. Gene Ontology annotation, biological process: G protein-coupled receptor signaling pathway. Gene Ontology annotation, cellular component: membrane. The record is from RefSeq and is a predicted model, not a curated record. Gene Ontology annotation, molecular function: G protein-coupled receptor activity; olfactory receptor activity.
AUGGUGAAUGAAGAUCGAAAUCAGAGUGCUGCUGUCAUAUUCAUCCUUUUAGGAUUCUCUGACUACCCAGAUCUCCAAGUUCCGCUCUUCCUUCUAUUUCUGGUUAUCUAUGUGGUCACAGUGUUGGGAAAUCUCGGCAUGAUUACGAUCAUUAGAAUCAACCCCAAACUCCACACCCCCAUGUACUUUUUCCUCAGUCACUUGUCUUUUGUGGAUUUCUGUUACUCCACUGGAGUUACGCCCAAGCUCUUAGAAAACCUAGCUGUGGAAGACAGAAAGAUUUCUUUGGGAAGCUGCAUCACACAGUAUUUUUUUACUGCUACCAGUGUUUUGACAGAAGCUUUCUUGUUGGCAGUAAUGGCCUAUGACCGCUUUGUGGCCAUUUGUGAUCCGCUUUUGUACAUGGUUACCAUGUCCCGGAAACGAUGUACACUGAUGGUGACUGGGGCAUAUGUAUGGGGAAUAACAUCUUCUCUCAUAUUUACCUACUCUCUUAUUAGAUUGUCUUUUUGUGGGACUAACAUCAUUAAUAACUUUCUCUGUGAGUAUUCUGUCAUCCUAUCUGCCUCCUGUUCAGACAGACACUUAAGUGAAAUGAUACUUUUCAUCCUCGCUAAUUUUGAUGUCUUGAGCACCCUCAUAAUCAUCCUCACAUCCUAUGUUUUAAUUUUUGUCACCAUCAUAAAAAUGCAGUCAGCCAGUGGGAGGAAGAAAGCCUUCUCCACUUGUGCCUCCCACCUGAUUGUCAUCUCCAUCUUCUAUGGCACCCUUCUCUUUCUCUAUUGUGUCCCCAAUUCUAAAAACUCAUGGCUCAUAGUCAAAGUGACUUCUGUUUUUUACACAGUGAUCAUUCCCAUGUGGAACCCCCUAAUAUACAGUCUGAGGAACAAAGAUGUGAAAGAAGCUGUCAAGAAACUAAUGGACACUAAAAUAUUUUCUUUCUAA